Messenger RNA from Salvelinus namaycush (lake trout), 5002 nucleotides. Its product is annotated as nuclear receptor subfamily 2 group F member 6-like. Bases 1449 to 2666 code for a protein of 405 amino acids. The transcript is spliced from 5 exons. Gene Ontology annotation, biological process: negative regulation of transcription by RNA polymerase II; cell differentiation; anatomical structure development. Gene Ontology annotation, molecular function: RNA polymerase II cis-regulatory region sequence-specific DNA binding; zinc ion binding; nuclear receptor activity. The record is from RefSeq and is a predicted model, not a curated record. NCBI's taxonomy places the organism in Eukaryota, Metazoa, Chordata, Actinopteri, Salmoniformes, Salmonidae.
CACACACACACACAAGCUGAGGAAAACGGAGGGAGAAACCCAUAGACACAGAGAGAGAGGACGGUCUGUGUGGUGCCUUACAAAAGCCAAUCUGUCUAGAGCCUAGUCUUCUUUUUAAAUCUCAAUUCAAUUUUGUGGACUCUGAAGAGAGAAAGCCCCGUCCCUUCCCCCUCGCCUGCCUCAGCCACGGGAAGCACCCACACGGUCGGAGCACAGGGCUAGGCCGCAAGUCGUUAGUGCUCGGUGGGCAAGCACUGACAAAAGACUGGAGGGAGAGGCUAACACGGAUGCUUAGAAAGCAGCUUCUCUGACUUCUGAAGGGUGGAAAGGACGCUUUUAGGAUUUCUAACCUAAUCUGUGCUGUCUAUUUUUGGAGGGACUGAAACAGAGACUGGUCUAGCCACUACCACAGAGGAUAUUGCUACAGCCUGUCUCAGAGACUGGUCUAGCCACUACCACAGAGGAUAUUGCUACAGCCUGUCUCAGAGACUGGUCUAGCCACUACCACAGAGGAUAUUGCUACAGCCUGUCUCAGAGACUGGUCUAGCCACUACCACAGAGGAUAUUGCUACAGCCUGUCUCUUGAACAACACACAAGGAAGAGAGGGCACUUCCUUGAGUUGAAGAUCAUUUUAAAGAGAGCCAGAAAGACUGGUUGAUUUUGUAAAACAGAGACCGUAGCCACGGUUAAGACUUGAUAGUAGUUCUUUGUGUGUCUUGAGGAUAUAGCCAUACAGUGUGCUGUGAAACAUCAAGUUGUUUUGCUAGUGGUGACCUGGAAGAGCUCUUUUUGUCAACCAGAAUGUUGCUGGUGCUCAGAGGAUUGCUGGAAAACCUGUCUCUUGCCUCACUCUGUCUGUACCCUCCCUCUCCAUGGCUGUAAGGGUGAUCUAGCUAAAAGAAGACGUUGACAUAUUAUAUGAAUAUACUUGCAACGGUUCUGUGUCUUGGCUGAAGUGUAAACCAUUCGACUGAACAGCAAGGUCCUCUAAAAGACAGCCGUCGAAGGACUUGGGGCCAAAUAAAUACAUAACAAAAAACACAAAAAGAGUGGAUAAUUGAAUAAGGAGAAAGAAGAAAACUGGGCAUGGGGCAAAACAAAAGUUUCUAGAGUGAAAGGCGAAACAAUUUCCAGGUCAUAGUGGAAGGGGAGGAGACAAAACAGCUCUAGUGUUUUUUUUGGAACAAACAUUCUACACCAUACAAUUUUUAAACCCAUUUAUACUCUACAUUAAAAGAGGGUGUGGAUAAUGUUCUACCUUUGACUAUUUAGUUUCUGACCCACUUUGAGGACCAAAAAGCCAAAAGAGAACAUUUUAUGAAAAGGCAGAGAAUCUCCAAAUCUUGAACUCUGAACAGAGGUGCACAAAGGAAAUCAAAAAGUUUAGACAGCAGCAAACAAAAUCGUUGGCUGUCUCCCAUUCCUUCUGUGGUCUGCUAACCAAGCGAUGGCCAUGGUGAGUGGGGGCUGGGGAGAUCCCAACGGGGGCACCAACGGGCUGGGGGAGAAGGGCUAUCUGAGGGGAGAGGAGGAGGACGGUUCGCCCCAGGCCGGGGGCAGCGACAUGGAGGUCGGGGACGAGGACAAGGCGUGUGUGGUGGACUGUGUGGUGUGUGGGGACAAGUCCAGCGGGAAGCACUAUGGUGUGUUCACCUGCGAGGGCUGCAAGAGCUUCUUCAAGAGGAGCAUCCGCCGCAACCUCAACUAUACCUGCAGGUCGAAUCGAGAGUGCCAGAUCGACCAACAUCACCGCAACCAGUGCCAGUACUGCCGCCUUGAGAAGUGUUUUCGCGUUGGCAUGCGCAAAGAAGCAGUUCAGCGCGGACGUAUCCCCCCCUCACACUCCAGCCUCAGCCCCACGGGCACCCCAGUAGGUGGUGGUAGCGGCGUCGGAGUGGCAGAGUUUUACAACAACAACGGCGGGCAGCCCGUGUCGGAGCUCAUCUCCCAGCUGCUGCGUGCCGAGCCCUACCCCAGCAGCCGCUACGGCCACCAGUACAACCAACAGGGCCAGGCCACCGGCGCAGGCGGGGCCGUUAUGGGCAUUGACAACAUCUGCGAGCUGGCAGCCAGACUGCUCUUCAGCACCAUCGAGUGGGCCAGGAACAUCCCCUACUUCCCAGAGCUGCCUGUGUCAGAGCAGGUGGCUCUGCUCAGGUUGAGUUGGAGCGAGUUGUUCAUUCUGAACGCAGCCCAGUCCGCCCUGCCCCUCCACAUGGCCCCGCUGCUGGCCGCGGCGGGCUUCCACUCCUCGCCCAUGUCGGCCGAGCGAGUGGUGUCCUUCAUGGACCAGGUGAGGGUGUUCCAGAACCAGGUGGACAAGUUGACCCGGCUCCAGGUGGACUCGGCUGAGUACAGCUGCCUCAAGGCCAUCGUCCUCUUCUCACCAGAUGCGUGUGGGCUGACAGACCCGGUCCACGUGGAGUCUCUGCAGGAGAAGGCCCAGGUGGCUCUGACAGAAUAUGAGCGGAUGCAGUACCCAGGUCAGCCGCAGCGCUUCGGCCGCUUGCUCCUCCGCCUGCCCGCCCUCCGUGCCGUGCCUGCCAACCUCAUCUCCCAGCUCUUCUUCAUGCGUCUGGUGGGAAAGACACCCAUUGAGACGCUCAUCCGCGACAUGCAGCUCUCCGGAAGCUCCAUCAGCUGGCCCUACGUCCCUGGUCAGUAACCCCCAAAAUUAGGUCUCCUUCUGUGCAGUGACGACAAGGACCGCAGGUUCCUCUGAAUCAUCAUGAUCCAUCUGUGUGAUCCUAUGCUAGCGCCAGCUGGACAUCAUACAUACUGUACUGUCUCCAUGAACUGAGCUCUCCAUACCAGCCUAGUGCCAGCUGGGUCUAUUGCCAGCACACCUGCUGUGCCCCGUUAUGGCGACCUGAGUCAGCCGUGCCAUCCGCAUGCCAUAGUGACUAGGGACACCUUACAUACAGACAUUACUGUCCUGCCAAUAGAGGUCACUGGAACCUUGUCUCAUUUUCCACAUCUCAUUGACUGUCGACGUCUACAUCAGACAUUGGAAUUCUGGUAGAAAACCUGUAUUAUGGAGCUAUUAGUCUGUUCCAUUCUGUUCCUUAAGGCUGGUUUAUACUUGGUCUAACGACAUGUCUAUAGACAAAUAGACCGCAACAAGGGUCUCUGGUCAAAACAACAUUUCAUUUAUACUCGGGUGUAUAGACCUGUUACUGCGGCUGUUGGUUUCCUUGUCGGUGACGCAUUAAAGUUCAACGUUGACCCUGUCGCAGCAUCCGUUGUCAUGGUUACCUGACUGAGACAGUAACAAGACAGUGCACAAGUUCUCCAAUUCUUUGGUAGAAUGCCCUGCUUUUAUUUCAUCACGCUCACAACCAUAAGCUAUUUUCUUUAAUUAGCUAGCUAGCUUUCAAUUACCUUGUAAAUAAUCAUCUUGUUGAGUUUAUUUUCCUGUAAUGAUUAAUGCAAAUUUGCUAAAGUUAAGACGUGGUCGACAAUGACAAGUUUGAUGUUGGACGACAAUUGAAUGCUCAUGAUGUCACUGCGACAACUUUCUACAGACAUGUCGAUAGAAGGACUAUAAACAAGCCUCUUCACUGAAGGGUCUUCACCUAACUUAGAUGGUCCUCCACCAUAUUUCUCACUCCUAUCCCUUCAGAUAUGCGAACACAAACUUGAUAGGAGGAAACGGGAAGGUGCUAGGGGCUGAAAUGAACCUUGAACAAGAGAUUACACUAAAAUCUUUAUCGUCCACAGAAAUUUCACCAAAAACGUCGUUGUCCUUGAAGAGGUUAAAGAUUUGAUAUUUGAACUAGUAGAUCAGCCAGGCAGAUGAAGUGGAGAUACUUACAGAUGGACUCAAUGACUGUUUCCAUGUAUCACUCAUAGGGAUCUUAAUUGUUGCAUUGGGCAACUUUUAAAAAGCCACAGUUAAAUGAAUAUGGAUUGAUACCGCACAAGACAACAGAAUGCUAUCGAUUGAUUUCUUCUUAAGGCAACCUCUCUGUCAUUGUUGUUCACCACAAACCGCCUUCUUUUCAAUGACUGCUUUUUCAAUAUUCAGUAUGAAUUAGGACACUGCAGUAAGAGUAGAUCAUUCAUCUGGACAUAUUCUUUCAAAUCAACACUGUUUUUUCAAUACGGACUGAUAUUUUAACUACAACAGAUGACGAAUGCAGCUGAUAUGAGUGACAGGCUGAUUGUUGAAACAAAAAAGUAUGUAAUCAAAAAGGUUGUGGCCAAAUGGUUCACCUAUGACCUAUGACCAUACUGAAAACAAAGAGCAAAUGCUGUUGGUACUUUAAAAAUAAAUCACAUCAAAACCUAUUUUACUUUACAAGCUAUAAGAAGUGUACAUAUUGUAAAUGUAGGGAACCAAAGGCUUAAAUGGUGUUGAUGGUAUAAUUUUUUUUUUUUAGGCCAUGUUGUCUUGCUGCAUGUCACAAUGUUGUUUUUGCUUUUUUGAGGUUUUUCAUCUCUACCAAAUGGGAUUGGAUAGUAAAGUUAUUUUUUUUAAUGUUGAGUUCACAGGUUCUUUUUUAAAAACCUUAAUAUUUUAUGUAAAAAUACCUCUACCAUCCUUUGAGAUGUGUUAAAAAAGACGUGUCUCUCCAUGGUGGUGAAAAUGACACUGGUGCAGAACAAGAGGCUACUCCUGAGCCAAUUCUGUUCCCAUCACAAAGCAAUGCAUCCUAGGAGCUAACUGUACAACACUUAGGUGAUAUGGGAGUUUAUUGUCAUGGCUGUAUGGCAAUGGGACUGCGCUUGGAGGCUACGAUCCCAAAACAUCACACUACCUGUGAGAGACUGAGAAUAGGUCCAAUAGCCUAUAGGUGACUAGGAAUUACCUCAUGCCUUUCAAAAAGAUGUGGCAUAUCCUUACUCACCCACUGACUCACUCAAACACCAUAUCACCCAGAAAAAUGACAAAAGAUAAAUGUACUAUUAUUAAUGUUUUACUAUCUUUUACUGUUGUUGCUGAGUUCUUUAGUUUUGGAAUUGUUUGUGUAUGAAAGCAUUAUUAAAAGGCCAAAAUGA